Molecule: messenger RNA, 2958 nt
Organism: Phialemonium atrogriseum
Lineage: Eukaryota; Fungi; Ascomycota; Sordariomycetes; Cephalothecales; Cephalothecaceae
Product: P-loop containing nucleoside triphosphate hydrolase protein
Exons: 4
Coding region: 1-2958 (985 amino acids)
Biological process (GO): mRNA splicing, via spliceosome
Cellular component (GO): U4/U6 x U5 tri-snRNP complex; U2-type catalytic step 2 spliceosome; cytosol
Molecular function (GO): GTP binding; U5 snRNA binding; GTPase activity
Source: RefSeq, a predicted model, not a curated record
AUGGAUGACCUUUACGAUGAGUUCGGCAACUUCAUUGGCGAAGAGGCCGAAGCCUCUGAGGAGGAGUCGGAGCGCGGCGUGGAUGCUGGGAACUAUGUCUACGAUGAAUACCCUGAGGAGGCUCCCGCAGCCACUGGCAUGGAGCUGAUGGAGGUUGAUGAUGAGGGCCCUUCCAACGCGGUCGUCCUCCACGAGGAUAAGCAGUAUUACCCGACAGCGGCUCAAGUAUACGGAGAAGACGUCGAGACCAUGGUCCAGGAGGAGGAUGCGCAACCACUCACAGAGCCCAUCGUUGCGCCGGUCGAGCAGAAGAAGUUUACGGUCGAGGAAGUUGAUCUCCCUCCCGUUUUCUUCGACCGUAGCUUCAUGACAGACCUCAUGAACUACCCGGAACAAAUACGGAACAUCGCGCUGGCUGGCCACCUACAUCACGGAAAGACGGCUUUUAUGGACAUGCUCGUUCUUGAGACUCACGAUAUCACGGAUAGGCUAGAGAAGCGGACGGGGAAAACAAGAGACGAACAACUGAGGUAUACGGAUGUGCACAUCCUGGAGCGGGAACGCGGCCUCUCGGUCAAGGCAUCACCGAUGAGUCUGGUUCUGCCGAGCACCAAGGGAAAGUCGCACCUAUUCAACAUACUCGAUACCCCCGGUCAUGUCAACUUCGUGGACGAGGUGGCCGCUUCCCUGAGGCUGGUGGAUGGCGUCUGCUUGGUCGUUGAUGUCGUCGAGGGUGUUCAAGUCAACGCUGAGCAGAUCAUCAAGCACGCGGUCCUCGAAGAUAUCCCCAUCACGCUCAUUGUGAACAAGGUGGACCGGUUAAUACUGGAGCUCAAGCUACCUCCCAACGACGCCUACUUCAAGCUGAAGCACGUCAUCGAGGAGGUGAACACCCACAUCGAAAACACAAUACCGGGGAAGAGUGGAGAGAGACGAUUAAGUCCUGAGAAGGGCAACGUCCUUUUUGCGUGCACAGAUAUGGGUUGGUGUUUCACACUCCAAUCAUUUGCGAAGAUGUACUCGGACAGCUACGGGGGUGUCAACACAGACGAGUUCGCUCGCAGGCUAUGGGGCGAUGUCUACUUCAACCCGGAGAAACGGACCUUCACACGGAAACCAAUCGAAGCAAAUGCGAAGAGGUCGUUCGUCAACUUCGUCCUGGAGCCUAUCUACAAGCUAUUCUCACACACCAUCAGUGAGGAUCCCAAGGAGUUGCAGGGCACGUUGGGAAAGCUGGGGAUAACUCUCAAGCCAUCUCAGUACAAGACAGAUGCCAGGGUUCUCCUGAAGCUAGUGUGCGAGCAGUUCUUCGGGCCCUCCACAGGGUUCGUCGACAUGGUGGUGCAGCAUAUUCCGUCGCCUGUCGAAGCGGCGGAAAAGAAGCUUCAACAGUAUUACACCGGCCCGUUAUACACGAAGGUUGCAGAGUCUAUGAAGGCCUGCGACCAGAACGGACCAUUGGUGGUGCACGUCACGAAACUCUUUAACACCACCGAUGGAAAGAGUUUUAACUCGUUUGGCAGAGUGAUGAGCGGCAUUGCACGGCCCGGCGCCCAGGUUCGUGUCCUUGGCGAGGGUUACUCUCUCGACGAUGAAGAGGACAUGGCAAUGGCCAAGAUAUCGGAGGUCUUCAUCGCCGAGACCCGUUACAACAUCCCCACAGACGGUGUCCCCGCCGGCAACUGGGUCCUGCUUGGAGGCGUGGAUAACUCGAUCGUGAAAACGGCAACGAUCGUCGAGAAGCAGUUCGAGGACGACGAGGAUGCUUACAUCUUCAAGCCCGUGAUACACUUUACCGAGUCGGUGUUGAAGGUCGCUGUUGAACCGAUCAACCCCUCCGAGCUGCCAAAGAUGCUUGACGGCAUCAGGAAAAUCAACAAGAGCUAUCCCCUCAUCACGACCAAGGUCGAAGAAUCGGGAGAGCACAUCAUCCUGGGAACCGGCGAGCUCUACAUGGACUGCGUGAUGCAUGACCUCCGGCGGCUGUAUGCCGACAUGGAAAUCAAGGUCUCAGAUCCGGUCACCCGGUUCUGUGAGACGGUUGUGGAGAUGUCAGCAACAAAGUGUUACGCCGUCACACCGAACAAGAAGAACACCAUCACAAUGGUGGCAGAGCCGCUCGACGACGGCAUUGCGAGGGACAUUGAGACAGGGGCUGUGAAGAUCCGGGAUCCAGUUCGAAAAACCGCAAAGUUCUUCGAGGAGAAGUACGGGUGGGAUCUUUUGGCAGCCAGAAGCAUAUGGGCAUUCGGACCGGAUGAGACGGGGCCAAACAUCUUGCAGGAUGAUACCCUGCCCUCAGAAGUCGACAAGAAACUCCUUAACACUGUCAAGGAGUCGAUCCGCCAAGGCUUCAGUUGGGCAGCCCGGGAAGGCCCGCUCUGCGAAGAACCCAUCCGCAACACCAAAUUCCGCAUCAUGGACGUGAGCCUAGACCCGGAAGCCAUAUUCCGCGGCGGCGGUCAGGUGAUCCCCACGGCGCGGCGCGCCUGCUACAGCUCCUUCCUGAUGGCGUCGCCCCGCCUAAUGGAGCCCGUCUACUCGGUCUCCAUGACGGGGCCCCAGGACUCGGUCACGUCGGUGUACAACAUCCUGGCGCGGCGGCGCGGCCACGUGCUCUCGGACGGCCCCAUCGCGGGGACGCCGCUGUACCGCGUCAGCGGCCUCAUCCCCGUCAUCGACAGCUUCGGCUUCGAGACGGACCUGCGCAUCAACACGCCGGGCCAGGCCAUGGUCAGCCUCGUCUUCGACAGGUGGAGCGUCGUCCCCGGCGACCCGCUCGACAAGGAGAUCCCCAUCCGGCCGCUGCAGAUGGCGAGCGUCCAGGCGACGGCGCGGGACUUUGUCCUCAAGACGAGGCGCAGGAAGGGGCUGAGCGAGGACGUCAGCGUCGCAAAGUUCCUCGAGCCCGAGUUCUACCAGAGCCUGCUCGAGAGCGGGACUCUGGGCGAGGCGUGA